Molecule: messenger RNA, 1323 nt
Organism: Mangifera indica (mango)
Lineage: Eukaryota; Viridiplantae; Streptophyta; Magnoliopsida; Sapindales; Anacardiaceae
Product: aspartic proteinase CDR1-like
Exons: 1
Coding region: 1-1323 (440 amino acids)
Biological process (GO): proteolysis
Cellular component (GO): extracellular region
Molecular function (GO): aspartic-type endopeptidase activity
Source: RefSeq, a predicted model, not a curated record
AUGGAACCCACAAAUUAUUAUCACAUUUUCCUUUGCUUUUUCUUCUGUUAUGCAUUUUCAGUAUUACCAGUCUCUAUUGUUUUUCUUACAGAAGCAAAGAGAGUAGGGUUUAGUGUUGAACUAAUUCAUCAUGACUCCCCAAAGUCUCCCUUUUACAACCCUAAACUUACUCCCUAUGAAAAAGUCUUCAAUGCCAUCCGUCGUUCUUUCAGUGGUGUCAACCAAUUCAACCAAAAUGUAGCACAAGCUGAUAUAAUCAACAAUAGGGUUUCAUAUCUUAUGAAUAUUUCAGUUGGUUCCCCACCUUUCCCCAUUCUCGCCAUUGCCGACACUGGUAGUGAUCUUAUAUGGACACAAUGCAGACCUUGCACUCAGUGUUUCUCCCAAAAAGAUGCUCUUUUCGACCCCAGAAAAUCCUCUACUUUCCGAAAACUUUCUUGCUUCUCAAGGCAAUGUAAAGCCCUUGAGCGUUCCUCUUGCUCCAACGACCAAACUUGCCUAUAUUCAGUGUCUUAUGGUGACACAUCCUUCUCAAAUGGCGAUCUUGCUAUGGAUACUGUUACUUUGGGUUCAACAUCUGGCCCCCCUGUCCCUUUGACUAAAACUGUCAUUGGUUGUGGACACAAAAAUGCUGGUACUUUCAAUGACAAAACAUCUGGCAUAGUUGGCCUUGGAGGCAGUGAGGUUUCUCUUGUUACACAACUGGGUGAUUCAAUUGGUGGCAAAUUCUCUUACUGUUUGACUCCAUUUUCAUUUUCAUUGUCAAAGAAUAAUACUUCGAGCAAACUUAAUUUUGGUACCAAUGGAGUUGUUUCAGGUUCAAGCGUUGUUUCAACUCCUUUGAUUUCUAAAGAACUAAACACUUUCUACUAUCUCACACUUGAAGCAAUCAGUGUUGGCGCCAAAAAGAUUAGAUUUGUUGAUUCUUCAUCUUCAAAGGGUAAUAUUAUAAUUGAUUCAGGGACUACACUUACCUUUUUUCCGAAGUUGUUUAACUCUAAAUUGAUCCCAGCCUUGUCAGACGCCAUUGAUGCUAAAGCUGUAAAAGACCCUAACGGCCUACUUGAUUUGUGCUACAACUUUAGAACUGAUUUUCAAGUUCGAAUUCCAGAUAUUACAGUGCAUUUUACUGGGGCGGAUGUGAAGUUGAGUCCUUUGAAUACAUUCAUCAGGGUUACUCAGGAGAUUGUUUGUUUCACGUUUAAGGGUUCGGGUGGUGCACAUUCAAUUUACGGUAACUUUGCGCAGACCAAUUUCUUGGUUGGGUACGAUAGACAGAAAAAGACUCUAUCUUUUAAACCAACUGAUUGCACCAAGGCUUGA